Raphanus sativus (radish) is the source of this 1222-nucleotide messenger RNA. RefSeq lists its product as uncharacterized. Lineage: Eukaryota; Viridiplantae; Streptophyta; Magnoliopsida; Brassicales; Brassicaceae. The record is from RefSeq and is a predicted model, not a curated record. Gene Ontology annotation, cellular component: GID complex. The coding region runs from base 1 to 444 and encodes 147 amino acids. The transcript has 2 exons. Gene Ontology annotation, biological process: proteasome-mediated ubiquitin-dependent protein catabolic process.
AUGUGGCGCUUUACCGGCUUUGAAGGACCUUAUGUUUUCUUGGAGACAAUAAACGUAAAGAACUCUUUUAUCCAGAAGUCAAGGCUCAAGGAUUUGCUUGCCUUAUCAGUGGUAAAGUGUCCUCUAAACCAAAAUGAUAUGACUCAUCUUAUGCUCUCAAAUAACAACAAAACAAAACCCAUUGCCCACUCAGAUCCUGAGCCUUUGGUGCAAGAGCAAGCUUUGGCCCUCCGUAAUAUUGUUGACGGAUGCAUCAACUCCAUUGAGUUUGUGUUUGAUGGAGAUGGCCUUAUCUUAGAUACUGUUGGAAGACAGAUGAGGAAAGCUCCACAAGCUCAAAUGGCAAUACAGGGAAUGUAUGUGCUCACAGAUCUGGCGAGUGGUACUGAGUUACAUAAAGAAGCGGUUAUGCAGCAACUGUUUCCUCAAGGGGAAGCUGAAUGAGGCAGUUCCAUACUUAAGUUUUGCAGAGCCAUGAGAGCCAGUUACGGUUAGUGACAGUCUUGACAAUUACAAACCUUAUUAGUCCUUCAACUCCUGGUGCACUUGAUCGUCAUGUGAAAUUGCGGAGUGCUGGUAUCAUUCUUCAGUUGAAAAACAUGGCCAACGAUCCAUGCAUUGAUGUUAAGGUCAUUAAAAGGAGUGAACUUUCAAGCAGUUCUUACUACAUUGUUUUAUAUACUCAAAAUCUGUUUCAAUCCUCUCUUUACUUGCAGAUUUGUAUUAGAACAGUAUUAGGCCAGUCAAUGUCUUUUGGCGAUGAUUAACAAACGCAGAGAUAUUGCUAUUCCCAAUCCACAGACUAUAUCCACUGGACAUAUCAAUAGUGAUUUAGCUUUGAUUCAACUUUCACCAUGUAGCAAAGGAGAGACAGCCUUAAGAGUUUAUGAUCACGUUCAUUGAUUAUACCUCCAGUUCCAGAGACAUACCAUCCAACAAGUACUUAAUUUCUCAGGCUUAUUCUUCUCAUUUCUGGUUCCUGAAUUGGCCAUAAAUGAAACACUAAUCUGAGCAUUGCAAAAGCAUAAUAGGACAAGGAGAUUUUGUGUUUCAGUUACUGCUAUGUGUAACAAAACAGUAUUGUAUUUGAUUAUGUGUGCAGUAGCUGUCAGAAAGAAUUGUACUGUUGUACCAUACUACCUUGUGCAACACUUAGAUUAGAUCCACCACCUUUUUUAUUUUACUGUAUCUGUUUUUGCCUUGAAAGAAACAUUUGAGUUUA